This is a messenger RNA of Phytophthora infestans T30-4, 831 nucleotides long. RefSeq lists its product as uncharacterized. The coding region runs from base 1 to 831 and encodes 276 amino acids. Lineage: Eukaryota; Oomycota; Peronosporomycetes; Peronosporales; Peronosporaceae. The transcript is spliced from 2 exons. The record is from RefSeq and is a predicted model, not a curated record.
AUGGCGAUGGAGGCGACAGAGUGUGAUACGUGUCUGACCACACCUCGUCCGUGCAUCUUUCUGCACGGUUUGGGGAACCCAAACGAAGAAGCACAAUUGCAAGACAGCCCGAAGCUCACAAAGAGGAAAUUCGGUGACAUGCACGGCCACGCUCCUUGCUGCUCCGAGAUCAAGUACGCUGUCCUUAAUACGAAUGACGCAGGUUGGAGAAAUGACACUCUCCAACAGAGGUUCUGCGACCUCUCGCUCUCGAUGAGUAGUACCAGUGACGUCGCUGCUAAGGUCAUCGACAAUACUAUUAUCGUGACACACUCGAUGGGCGGACUCGUGAUGGCUCACGCUCUCGCUAAGGGCAAGUGCAGCUUCAGCAAGACGACGUCGUGGGUGGCUCUGAGCCCCCCAAUGUUGGGCAGUAUGGCUUCGGACUAUCUUAUGGACAUCUGCGACGAGAACAACGACAUCGCUGCGGGAUUAUUCGAGAUACACACGUCUCCGUCCAUUGACGCUGCCUAUGUGGCCGCUCAGGAUGCGUAUCGUAACAAUGUUGCAGCAGCGAUGUGCAGCGAUAGCUUCGUCGGACUCCUUUCAACCUACCAAGUUCCGUGCAUUCUUGCUGGCACUGCCGUCCCGCAUAAGUCCAAGAAGAACGACGGGCUUGUCGAGUUUCAGAGCUGCUUGGGCGGCCUCGACGAGAACCUCUUUGGCAACCACUACUUGGAUCGAUUCUACAGACCCCAGCUGAACCACGCAGAUACGGCAUUUCUCACGGGCGAGGGCAUCCUUAAGAACUCCCAGAAGCCACACAAGUGGUUUGAAUGUCUAGCACUAUAG